Panicum virgatum (switchgrass) is the source of this 1355-nucleotide messenger RNA. RefSeq names its product peroxisomal 2,4-dienoyl-CoA reductase [(3E)-enoyl-CoA-producing]-like. Bases 326 to 1219 code for a protein of 297 amino acids. Gene Ontology annotation, biological process: fatty acid catabolic process. The record is from RefSeq and is a predicted model, not a curated record. Gene Ontology annotation, molecular function: 2,4-dienoyl-CoA reductase (NADPH) activity. The transcript has 5 exons. Lineage: Eukaryota; Viridiplantae; Streptophyta; Magnoliopsida; Poales; Poaceae.
GGGGCGUCUCGCGAAUGAAUGGAUACGUCGCCACGCGGCGACGAAGGCCCGCUGCCGCCGGUCGCCGGAGAUCCCAUCGCCACACCAUCCGAAUGGCCUUGGGCGAGUCGGCUUCCUUGGCACGUGCUUGGAGAACACGAGGAAGAAGAUCAACGCCGUCGCUGUCGCGGUGCCGUGGUGUGGCUCCGUGGACUGUGGUGUGGAGUAUUAUAAACAGGACGGGCAGAGGCCGGCCGCAGCCGCCAACUGCAGAGUGCUCCUUCGGUCCCCUUCCCCAUUCCCCAUUCGGGCAGAGGCCGGCGCGCGCAAGAUCUGAGCCAAGGCGAUGGAGUCGCCGUUCCGGGCGGACGUGCUCAAGGGCAAGGCGGCGCUAGUCACCGGCGGGGGAUCCGGCAUCGGCUUCGAGAUCGCCGCCCAGCUCGCGAGCCACGGCGCGCAGAUCGCCAUCAUGGGCCGCCGCCGCGAGGUCCUCGACAAGGCCGUCGCCGCCCUCCGCUCCCAGGGCCUCCGGGCUGUCGGUUUUGAUGGAGAUGUCCGCAAGCAGGAGGACGCGGCCAGAGUGCUCGCGGCGACAGUUGAGCAUUUCGGCAAGCUUGACAUUCUUGUUAACGGCGCAGCUGGCAACUUCCUUGCUUCCCCGGAGGAUUUGACGCCCAAGGGAUUCCGAACAGUUCUCGACAUUGACACUGUGGGUACAUACACAAUGUGCUUUGAAGCCCUCAAGUAUCUGAAAAAGGGUGGGCCAGGAAAAGGCCCGUCCACUGGUGGCCUAAUCAUUAACAUAAGUGCAACACUGCAUUACACUGCAACUUGGUACCAAAUUCAUGUCUCGGCUGCUAAGGCAGGUGUUGAUAGCAUCACAAGAUCACUGGCUCUGGAAUGGGGAACUGAUUAUGACAUUAGAGUCAACGGGAUUGCACCCGGACCAAUUCAAGGUACACCGGGAGUGAGGAAGCUUGCGCCUGAGGAAAUGAGCAAGGGGUAUCGGGAAGUGAUGCCAUUGUUCAAGUUUGGGGAGAAGCGGGACAUAGCAAUGGCUGCACUCUACCUUGCUUCUGAUGCAGGCAAAUAUGUAAAUGGGACUACCCUGGUGGUUGAUGGAGGCCUUUGGUUAAGUCACCCUCGCCAUAUUCCCAAGGAGGAAGUGAAGGAGCUAUCAAAGCUUGUCGAGAAGAGGGUUAGGACCUCUGGUGUCGGCAUGCCAUCCAGCAAAUUGUGACCGUAUCUUUGCCACCCUUCUUUGUGAUCUGUAGCAUCUAUGCUUAUUGUUGUCACCAAACUCUAUUGACUAUGUGGCUCUUUGUAUGCUGAGAAGGGUUUGUUUAAUUGAGUAAGUUCAAAUAUUUACCGUCCUU